AUGGAAUUACUUCAUACGAUACUUCAAAAUUUUAACACCAAGAAACUUAUUAACAUUGCAAUUGACAGAUAUGCAGCAGUUGGAAAAACAUCAGUUGGAGAAGCAAUUGCGAAUCAAUAUGGUUAUCAGUUUAUUAAUUCUGGGUUAUUUUAUAGACAUGUUGGUUAUUACUAUAAUGAUUACUCGAUUGACCAAAUCAAACAAAUCUUUGAUGAAGAACAGAUAUCAACAAAUGAUGAAUUACAUGAUAUUAUAAAUGAAACGAUUAGAAAAAUAGUAAAGAACAAAGGAUUUAUUGUAGUUGGUCAUGAUAUCACAACACUCUGUCUACCUGAUGCUGAAAUAAAAAUAAUUUUAUCAGCAGAUGUGGAGACUCGUAUUGAUACAACCAAAUUAACAUUAUUUGAAAUUGUUGAUAUGAUUUUAAUUCAAGUGUUUAAGAAAAUACUUG
Cetraspora pellucida is the source of this 451-nucleotide messenger RNA. NCBI's taxonomy places the organism in Eukaryota, Fungi, Glomeromycota, Glomeromycetes, Diversisporales, Gigasporaceae. The record is from the annotation of a GenBank genome assembly.